AUGAAACAAGCCUUUGGUACCUGAAAAAGCCGCCAUGCUUCCAUUUAUUUUUUUUUCUGGCCAUAAGCAUCCUCGUGCGAUCGUACCUGUAAAGAAGGGCAAGAAAUCAGCAGAAUGAAUUAUAUAUGGGUUGCUUGCAGCUUCGUUUUCACUCAAGCUAUCUUGGCCAGUGGAGAGUUUCAAGCAGUCAAGGUGUUUGAUGACAGUGAAGGACCUGACAGUUUGUUGAGGACCCUGGUUAAACGAUCGGCUGCCACUAGUGCGAACAAUCGUGUUCGACGAGGAAUACUUGACGCUGCCAAAAUGGCCAAGGACGUGACGACAGCAGCUAUUCGCGGAGUAAUGGUCAUGAAAAACACAAUACGGAAGCUGACAGGUGAAGACAGCGACGAGCCAUUUGAUCCCAUCGACGUUGACGCGAUACUUAAAGCUGAAGGUUACGAUGACGAGCCAAUGCUAGAGCGUGACGGCGAAGAUGCAUUUGCAGCACUAUCAACUGAUACUGCGCGUUUUCUUCCAACUGAAUUCUCGCCCCCAAUCAGUUCUUACAAUGAAGGGCCUACGAAAGAUAUGGGAACUGAUGUAUUUUAAAAAGGCAAAUAAAGUACGGUAGUAUGACGAAAUUCUCUGCAGUACAGAGAGUGUCAAGAAUUCUUCUUUAUGUCCAACGAGAUAUUUCACGUGUAUUACCCAUCGCAAGAGGGUUGAAAAGCGGGCUAGUCAAUAUAUAUUCAUACUGAAAUAAAAGCAGCGCAAACAAACGAGACGAAGAAAGAGAAGACAAACAAGGCACGCCAAACAAAGUGGUUGUUUGUUGCUUCUACGUUGCUUUUAUACGCCCAUCGUGACUCAAAAACUAGGAAGAUUAAGCAAUCAUGUUUCAUUAAAACGAAUACUGAUAGUAAUGUCCGCUCACCAUCUGUUUCGCUUUUAUAUUAUGAAAUCCCGUCUCUGGACCACACUCAAUUGCAGUAAAACCUUCCCACUUGAUGUCCUUUCCCUUCGUGUUUUUUUGGUAUAUAUCUUUUGUGAAUAAACC
This is a messenger RNA of Rhipicephalus microplus (southern cattle tick), 1039 nucleotides long. RefSeq lists its product as uncharacterized. NCBI's taxonomy places the organism in Eukaryota, Metazoa, Arthropoda, Arachnida, Ixodida, Ixodidae. The record is from RefSeq and is a predicted model, not a curated record.